GCUGCUCGGUUCGGACAGAUCCUGGACCUCAAGGAGGCGGUGGCGGACGGGGCCGAUGUCAACUCGAGCGACCCAACCCAAGGAGGCAAAGGAGCGAUGCACUGGGCGGCGGAGGGAGGAUACACCAAGAUCAUCAAGUUCCUCGCUGACCUCGGAGCAGACGUUAAGUGCAGGGACAACGAUCUCCAGACGCCCCUGCACCUUGCAGCGGGGAGCGGCCACGUGCCAGCCAUCCAGCAACUCGUUCAGCUGGGAGCUGAGGUGAACGCUUCCAACCGAGCAGGCUUCACUCCGCUCCACUGGGCCUCGGCGAAUGGUCACCCCAGGGCAGUUCUCGCCCUCCUGGAACUUGGAGCUUGCCAGUGGUGCGUUGACUGGCAGGGGAGGACAGCCCUGCAGCUGGCUGACUACUGGAAUCAG
Guillardia theta CCMP2712 is the source of this 420-nucleotide messenger RNA. RefSeq lists its product as hypothetical. Gene Ontology annotation, molecular function: protein binding. The annotation marks the transcript as partial. The record is from RefSeq and is a predicted model, not a curated record. NCBI's taxonomy places the organism in Eukaryota, Cryptophyceae, Pyrenomonadales, Geminigeraceae. The transcript has 2 exons.